This is a messenger RNA of Aspergillus steynii IBT 23096, 450 nucleotides long. RefSeq lists its product as uncharacterized. NCBI's taxonomy places the organism in Eukaryota, Fungi, Ascomycota, Eurotiomycetes, Eurotiales, Aspergillaceae. Bases 1 to 450 code for a protein of 149 amino acids. The record is from RefSeq and is a predicted model, not a curated record. The transcript has 3 exons.
AUGUCGUUUGACAGUUUCGAUCUGGGCCAAGACCUAAGCACCGUCUCCCAGAUGGACCAGAGCAAUUCUCCGAAUGCAUCCUUCGGCAUCGACGCCAGCGACCCGCUCUUCUACGUCUGCUGGCGCCGACAGUCCUGUAGAUGGUGCUUGGAGGGCGACGCGGCGUGCAGUUGGUGCGCGGUGACCUCAACAUGCGUCCCUAACUCCGCCCAUCUCCCUAUCCUCGCUCCCCUGGGCUCGUCACAGAUCUGCCCUCUCGGGUCCAAAGAGCGCUGGGAGCUGCGCGCCCUCCCGUUCGGAUGCAACGUCAGCACCAUUACGUUUCUGACGGCCGUGGGGUCCGUGCUGAGCACGCUGGCCGCGAUUGCGUUGGGGAUGCUCGUGGGGGAAGUGGAGGGAGAGGGUUUGGGGAUUGGGUAUGGGAAGGGGAAGGGGGAGAGACGGCUAUGA